This is a messenger RNA of Cryptotermes secundus, 2943 nucleotides long. RefSeq lists its product as uncharacterized. The transcript has 2 exons. Lineage: Eukaryota; Metazoa; Arthropoda; Insecta; Blattodea; Kalotermitidae. The record is from RefSeq and is a predicted model, not a curated record. Bases 12 to 1664 code for a protein of 550 amino acids.
CGAGUAGCACCAUGGCUAAACUGAAACAGCCCUACAAACUGCAAGACCUGGUUAUGCUGAGAGUGGUCAAGCUGUUACGUAAAGCGUGUGAGUCGUGGAUAACAGCAUUGCGUGAAGCAGCGCUGACUGGCAGUGAGGCAUAUCUGAAGGAGACGCAGAAUGUGACGGCUGAUUGUGACACGGUUCACGAACUUCUAACAUCGCUGCUGACAGGAAUUUCAGCUCAGCAAGCCGCUCUCAUACUGAAGGAGAUUAUACCCGUGAUCACGAAUUAUGAUGACAAUUGCUGGGAAUUGAAGCGGGCUUCUUGGUAUCAAGACGAGAAGCACAACACGGUGACAGAUAUCAACAUGCCCCAGAGGAAACGACCCAGGACUCUGAGUGACAUGAGUGUAGAGGCGUAUAUCAACAUUUAUUAUAAUGUGUGUAAUAGAUGGAAUUUGGAUUUGUAUAAUGCAAUGCAGAGAUGCAGAAACCAUUACCGGUACGUGAAAUGGAGAGUGAUGAGUGAAAUCCAACAGAUCAAACAGAUUCUAUCAGAGGUGGCGCCAUUGAUACAAAGAAUAAUUUCUCCAGAGUUAGCAUCUAGCUUUGCCGACAAUAUCACGUUUCAUUUCGAGAGAAAUGAAUAUGUUACAAGCCUCGGCAUUUUUGAAGAAGAAAGACACGAUGAAUUGUGCAUUGCCAUGUUUCGCUCCGUCCUAACACGUUUCCUAUAUGAGUAUGAGCCUUAUAUUUUUUUACUUAUUUUUACAUGGUUUCUAGUAAUUCGAAAUCUGGACAGUGUACCUGGGUUAAGAAUAUUGUCUAUGAAUCAAAGAUUUGAAUUAAUAAAGUCAUUGAAGUUAAGUCGAGUAACCCUUACCGGCUCGGCUCUAGUGGCCAGGUCCAUCCAUCAACUUCAGGAGUUACAGGUGUUUCAUUAUAUGGGAGACUGCACUGACGAAGUGGUGAUACAACUGGGUCUCAACUGUUCCAACCUGACUGAGGUUUCGGUUAUGUAUUCUUUCAGGGAAACCAAUGACUGUGUUCCCCACUUACUGCUACUCAGUAAUGUAGAAUUUUUAGAUAUUACUGGCACACAAAUUGAUCGUUUACACUAUGGGCAGCUACUCUCCGGAUUACCGAAAAUUUCCAACGUCAGAUUCGUAAAUAAACUUGACGAUCUUUUAAGCCAUAUUACCCUGGAGACGGUCGACACGGUAACGCAAGUCUACGGUGUAGUUAAUGAUAUCGAUAACCAAAUACGUAAGUUCCCCAAAACACAAAAAUUUGUACUGCUAGAACCAGACGUACAUCUGCCAGAUGUCACACCUCCACCAGACUUCGAUCUCUCAGACGUGACACAUUGGACCGAAUUGCGCAAACUGGAAAUUUUAUUUGGUGACUGCACUACAAUUAAUCUGAACGCCAUCCUAACGGGUAUAGGUCAUGUACUUACCGACCUUACACUGAAAAGUGUCACGGAUCUAAAUCAUGGAGAUAUCAUAACGCUGUGCAAGUCAUUAGGGAAAUCUAUCUCUGCACUCCUGCAAAAUUUCACCACUAAAUGCAGAUACACCGCCCAACCCAGAGUUACCACAUUUCAGGAAAUUGCUAUCUUUAAAAAUAGAAAAAUCAAUCAACGAUCAAACAGAUUUCAGUUUUAUCAGAUACUAACUUAAUCUGGAAAGAAUUGAGUUGCUUGGGAUUGACAUCUUCACGGAAGAAUUCAUGGAGGAAGCUGUAAACCUGGGUACACUUGCAAACUUAAAGGAGUGUUAUAUAAGCGAAACUGACAAGGGAGUUCUGACCUUAAACGUUCUUGAGCAACUCCUUCGUCAUUGUUCAAAUUUGAAAAUAUCUGGACAUACGGAACAAUUAGAUCAUCUUAAUUCAGAAAAUGUCCUGCAACUGAAGCGUGAAUUAUCAGAACAAAAUUUUGAUAUUGACAUUAUCUCCUAACACAAGGACCCUUCUGCAUUUUAUGAAAUGAGGACAUGGUUUUGAGCAACGCGACUUCUUUUAACGUGGAAGUCCAGGAAUAUUAUAUAUUUCGUAUUACUGUGUGACAUAUUUAAAGACAUUUUACUUGUAUGUGUUUUAUGUGUUCUUAAUUUAUUUCUGUUUACAUAUUAUUAUUCCGAGAGAAGUAGAACCAGACAGAACGUACUUUUCAUUAUAUAAAUUCAGUGAGUUGUGGGUCUCCCAUUUCUCAAUCCUGCAUCGUAUUGAAUAAAAAAGAUCUCUUUUAAAAUUACAAUUGCGUUUGUUGACAAGAGAUUGAAAGAAUUUCAGUCUUUCAGUUAAGUCUAAUAGUUACAACUGAAGACGUAGUUAAGUAGUUUCUAGUACGCCAAAUAUUUAGGUAUGCUUACCCGCACGACAGAAGGUUUGUAAGCUUCAAAUGGAGACAUUUGUGCAUUUUACUUUGCUGAGCAGUGGCAUCCUGACAUUACUUUACAUUAGUGAGUAGGAAAGCUUUGAAUAAAUGAAGUGCCUGCAGUCACAGAGGCCAAAUUAAUUAUGGUGAUUGUGGGACUCAAUUUGUUUUCCCGGGAUCUUCGGUAUCCACCUCAAAACAACACGUUGUCAUCGUUCAGGAACAUGACAAGAAAAUUGAAACAAAACACUUUAAUGACCCUAAUAAUAAUAUUCAUGUGCUCUGCCUGUAAUUCGUGCACUUGGAAAAUUUAUGGAAUCUGAUGUGACACAUGAUUGUUAUUUUAUCUGAAUUUGACUAAACGCAAGAUGUGAAAUUUGAAUCUAUUCAUGUCUAAGGUGUAACUCGUGAUGUACGUGUAACACGCUCUCAUGUAUGAAGCUUGUAAGGAUAUGUUUAUGCAUGUAUCCAUGAUUUUAUACAUUUUGUAUCUUUUAAUAUUGCAGAACAUUCAAUAAAAUAUAUCUGAUUAAAUUAGUGUCUUAAAUAAUAAGACGCUAAACAAUCGACAUGUUCGCACA